Messenger RNA from Mollisia scopiformis, 1871 nucleotides. Its product is annotated as T-complex protein 1 gamma subunit. Gene Ontology annotation, cellular component: chaperonin-containing T-complex. Gene Ontology annotation, molecular function: ATP hydrolysis activity; ATP-dependent protein folding chaperone; ATP binding. The transcript is spliced from 6 exons. Gene Ontology annotation, biological process: protein folding. The record is from RefSeq and is a predicted model, not a curated record. NCBI's taxonomy places the organism in Eukaryota, Fungi, Ascomycota, Leotiomycetes, Helotiales, Mollisiaceae. The coding region runs from base 129 to 1748 and encodes 539 amino acids.
AGCACUUGAAAGAGCUUCAGAACCACCGCUAAAUACGUCGCCGCCUUUCUUGAUAGCUCGACCCUAAUAUUACUUCGAGCCAAAAUACAUCGAGACGUUUCUACAACAGGCCUGAGCCCCUCUUCAAGAUGCAGGCCCCCGUUCUGGUAAUGAACACUCAGAGUGGUGAAAGACAGACCGGAAGAAAAGCCCAACUCUCGAACAUCACGGCCGCCAAAACUGUCGCAGAUAUCAUCAGAUCAUGUUUAGGACCAAAGGCUAUGCUAAAGAUGCUAUUGGACCCCAUGGGAGGUAUCGUUUUAACAAAUGACGGCCAUGCCAUCCUACGAGAAAUCGAAGUGUCGCAUCCAGCAGCAAAGAGCAUGAUCGAGCUCAGCAGAACACAAGAUGAGGAAGUUGGAGAUGGAACUACGACAGUUAUCAUUCUUGCUGGAGAGAUUCUCGCACAAGCACUCCCACAACUCGAGCGAAAUAUCCACCCCGUUGUAAUCAUCUCAGCAUUCAAGCAUGCCCUGAAAGAUGCUCUCGAGAUCAUUGACGAGAUCUCCCUCCCAGUCGACAUCAACGACGACAAAGCCAUGUACCAACUAAUCUCCUCAUCCAUCGGCACGAAAUUCGUCUCUAGAUGGUCAGAACUAAUGUGCAAUCUUGCCCUCAAGGCUGUCCGAACCGUAACUUUCGAAGUUGGUGGUGGGAAGAAGGAAGUUGACAUCAAGCGUUAUGCACGAGUUGAGAAGGUUCCUGGAGGAGAGAUUGAGGACAGUACCGUUUUGGAUGGAGUUAUGCUCAACAAGGAUAUUACACAUCCAAAGAUGAGAAGGCGGAUAGAGAAUCCUAGAAUUGUGUUGUUAGAUUGCACGCUCGAGUACAAGAAGGGAGAAUCGCAAACGAAUAUCGAGAUCAGCAAGGAGGAGGACUGGAAUAAGAUCCUGCAGAUUGAGGAGGAGCAGGUCAAGAUGAUGUGUGAUGCUGUUCUAGCUGUCAAGCCGGAUUUGGUCAUCACUGAGAAGGGAGUUUCUGAUCUCGCACAACAUUACCUCAUGAAGGCAAAUGUUACUGCUCUCCGCCGAGUCCGUAAGACAGACAACAACAGAAUAGCCCGUGCCGUUGGCGCCACGGUUGUCAACAGAGUUGAAGACCUCCAAGAAUCCGACGUAGGAAUCCAGUGCGGUCUCUUUGAGAUCGAGAAGAUUGGCGACGAGUACUUCACUUUUCUCACCAAGUGCAAAUCUCCCAAGGCUUGCACGAUUCUCCUCCGUGGCCCAUCAAAGGAUAUCUUGAACGAGAUUGACAGGAAUUUGGCCGAUGCUAUGGCCGUCGCGAGAAAUGUUAUGUUCCAUCCGAGACUGUCGCCGGGUGGAGGAGCUACAGAGAUGGCUGUUGCAGUUAGACUCGGACAGUUGGCCAAGAGCAUUGAGGGUGUGCAACAAUGGCCUUACAAGGCUAUUGCGGAGGCUAUGGAGGUUAUCCCAAGAACUCUGAUCCAGAAUGCUGGUGCUAGUCCUGUCAGAGUUCUCACUGCUCUGAGAGCGAAGCAUGCAGAGGGUGGCAGCACAUGGGGUAUUGAUGGAGAUACUGGCAAGUUGGCUGAUAUGAGAGAAUACGGUGUUUGGGAGCCAGAAGCUAUUAAGUUGCAGAGCAUCAAGACAGCUGUUGAGUCUGCUUGCCUACUCCUGAGAGUAGAUGAUAUCUGCAGUGCAAAGGCUGCGAGACAAGCUGGAGGUGGAAGCGCUCCUGCAGAGGAUUAGAUAGCGUUGUCUUGAAAAAGUCAGUGUAUGAAAAGCGAUGAUAAUUGUGGACGGCAUUACCCUUGUAUCAUAGCAUAGAGCUCAAGGCCAAUGUAUGUGCGGAUAUCAUGCCAUUCGCAAUCG